GAAGUCGUGUUUGACUGACGUACGAUCAGAAUGGGACGCACCGAACUCACUACAGCUUGCAUUGAAAUAUUAUAGAAAUACUUCUGAUCCAUCGUACCUUCACAUCUUUCUGUGGCCCAUCACGAAAGGGACAACAAGGCGAUGUUCUCAGUCUAAGGUGGCGGUCUUACUGAAUGUCUACUCGUUCUGACUAGCUGUGGGAACGAGGAAGCAAGUUAUCCUAUCGUUACAUGGUCGCCCAAUCUCUCUGGCCCGCGGCACCUCCAGCUUCACGGCGGCGCGAGCCAACUUGCUCCUUCCUGUUGCCGAAUUAUCACGCAUUAUGACCGUGCUAUUUCCUCUCUCUUCUUGCGAUCUGCCUGUUCAGAGAAUCUUCGAACACGCGCCGGUCGUCCAUUCUUCUUCUUUUGCCUGUGUCCUGCCAGUUUCCAAGUCAGCAACGCCUCCGCCAUCCUCACCGGCCCCCUCCGCUCAUGCACGAUCUGUCCAUAUCCUGAACUUCGCACUCCUACAUUUUCCGCCAGUACCAGACUACGCCACCGCCACACUGGCGCACCCACCACCAAAGACACCACGUUCUCCUUCGCCUCAUCUCCUGACGUCGACACGGCGCCAAAAAUUCGACAGCAUGUAUCCUGUGCAUAGAUCGACGUUCACGGAGGAGAUAAGAUCGAUCUAUAUCGUGAGGAGCUUCUGA
Stereum hirsutum FP-91666 SS1 is the source of this 697-nucleotide messenger RNA. RefSeq lists its product as uncharacterized. The transcript is spliced from 4 exons. The coding region runs from base 323 to 697 and encodes 124 amino acids. The record is from RefSeq and is a predicted model, not a curated record. NCBI's taxonomy places the organism in Eukaryota, Fungi, Basidiomycota, Agaricomycetes, Russulales, Stereaceae.